AUGUCUUCCAAGAAGACCAUCGAAGAUGACACGGAUUCUGUCUCCCAGCGCUCAAAUGACAAAAUUGACGUCGCCGAUAAAGUCGGCGGAGCAAUCGUCAAAGAAGCUGCUCUAAUCACAGCGAAAGGGAAUAUUGUAACCAAAGAUGGCAGGGUGAUAUCAACACAAGACGACGAUGCCAGUCUUUCGACCAACAUUUUCGUAGAUCCAGAAGUCAAGGCGUAUUAUGUUGAUUUGUAUGAGAAGGCACAGUAUGAGUGUCGGCAUGCGUUUGAUGCAGAUCUGACGUGGACGAAGGAGGAGGAGAAGAAGUUGGUGAGGAGGUUGGAUUGGCAUGUUUGUUUGUGGGCUUGUAUAAUGUUCUUCAGUCUUCAAAUCGAUAGAGGGAAUAUCUCCCAGGCCGUCUCUGGGACUCUUCUGAAAGAUCUUCAUCUCAACACAAACGACUUCAAUCUCGGUAACACCGUCUUCAAAGUCUCUUUCCUCCUGGCAGAACUUCCAUCUCAACUCAUAUCCAAGAAGAUCGGACCAGAUCGUUGGAUACCUAUGCAAAUGAUAGCUUGGUCUAUUGUGGCGAUGGCUCAGGCUGCCAUGCAGAACAAAGCUGGUUUUUUGGCUUGCAGAGCUUUGAUUGGAAUGCUUGAGGGAGGUUUCAUCCCAGAUCUCGUUCUUUGGCUCUCAUAUUUCUAUACGAGCCGAGAAUUGCCUACCAGGUUGAGCUUCUUCUGGACGGCGUUGAGUGUGACUAGUGUCAUCUCAUCACUCGUUGCAUUUGGGAUUUUCCACCUUGAGGGUCAUCGAGGUAUUGCUGGAUGGAGAUGGCUCUUUCUACUCGAAGGUCUCGCGACACUUCUCAUCGGAGUUGCUUCGUUCUUCUUAAUGCCAGCAUCAGCAGUACAAACCAAGACUUGGUUUCGCCCGAAAGGAUGGUUUACAGAUCGGGAGCUGGGAAUUGUUGUCAAUAGAGUGUUGCGAGACGAUCCUAGCAAAGGUGAUAUGCACAACCGUCAAGCUAUUACCCCGAGAAGACUCAGGAGUGCGCUUAAGGAUUACGAUCUAUGGCCGAUUUAUGCUCUUGGACUUGUUUGCUUCAUUCCCGAGACCCCACCAGGAACAUACCUGACUCUCAACCUCCGCCAGUUAGGAUUUAGCACAUUCAACACGAAUCUCCUUACAAUUCCCGCUUCAGUCUUCCAUAUUUUCACUCUCCUCGGCAUAACAUGGCUAAGCGAGCGACUUAACGAACGCAGUAUCGUCGCCUCAUUCCAACCACUCUGGACGCUGCCUUGUCUCAUAGCUCUGUAUACUUGGCCAGGACUGAUGAAAGAUGUAUGGGGUACUUAUGCACUAACGAUGACGUUAUUGAGUUAUCCCUACUAUCAUGCGAUCAAUGUGGGAUGGGCAUCGAAGAAUUCGAACAAUGUCGACUCGCGCAGUGUAUCUACAGCUUUGUAUAACAUGUCCGUCCAGCUGGGUGGAAUCAUCUCUGCAAACAUCUAUCGCGAAGACGACAAGCCGCUCUACAAACGCGGUAAUCGAGUCCUGAUCGGGAUCGACGUCAUAGUUAUAUUCCUGUUCUUGUUCACAAAGGCGUAUUAUGUUACGAAGAAUAGGAUUCGUGAUAAGAAGUGGAAGGCUAUGACGCGAGAGGAACAAAUGGAUUACAGAAGAAACACUACAGAUACCGCGAGUAGACGGCUGGACUUCCGUUUUGCGCAUUGA
Messenger RNA from Cadophora gregata, 1722 nucleotides. RefSeq lists its product as uncharacterized. Bases 1 to 1722 code for a protein of 573 amino acids. The transcript is spliced from 11 exons. Gene Ontology annotation, cellular component: membrane. The record is from RefSeq and is a predicted model, not a curated record. Lineage: Eukaryota; Fungi; Ascomycota; Leotiomycetes; Helotiales; Ploettnerulaceae. Gene Ontology annotation, molecular function: transmembrane transporter activity. Gene Ontology annotation, biological process: transmembrane transport.